Betta splendens (Siamese fighting fish) is the source of this 2549-nucleotide messenger RNA. RefSeq names its product aromatase (gene cyp19a1a). Lineage: Eukaryota; Metazoa; Chordata; Actinopteri; Anabantiformes; Osphronemidae. Bases 151 to 1701 code for a protein of 516 amino acids. The transcript is spliced from 9 exons. Gene Ontology annotation, molecular function: iron ion binding; monooxygenase activity; oxidoreductase activity, acting on paired donors, with incorporation or reduction of molecular oxygen. The record is from RefSeq and is a predicted model, not a curated record.
UGUUGUUUACUUUUUUCCUCAUGUGUUGUGGCUUUUGCAUUACCCUGACCUGGCAUGUUACCAGCUCUGGCUGCCUAUAAAGAGAAAGCCCAGACUAUUGACGCAGCUUUCAUCCAGCAUUCUGGUGCAUCCAGUGCAGUUUAGCCUCCUAUGGAGCUGAUGUCUGCUUGCGAAUGGGCAAUGACUCCUGUAAGACUAGACGCCAUAGCUGAACUGGUCACUGCGCCCCUAAAUGCCACGGUAGUGGAAUCACUGGUCUGCUCCAUGGCAACAAGAACUCUGAUACUACUUGUGUGUGUGCUGCUGGUCACCUGGAGCUGCAAGAAGAAAAACGUACCAGGUCCUUCCUUCUGCCUGGGCUUGGGGCCACUCAUGUCAUAUGUGAGAUUCAUGUGGACCGGCAUUGGCACAGCUAGCAACUACUACAACAAGAAGUAUGGAGACAUUGCCAGAGUAUGGAUCAAUGGAGAGGUGACGCUUGUAAUCAGCAGAUCUUCAGCAAUCCACCAUGUGCUCAAAAGCAGAAACUACACUUCACGCUUUGGGAGCAAACAGGGACUCAAGUGCCUUGGCAUGAAUGAGAGAGGCAUUAUAUUUAACAACAAUGUAGAUCUGUGGAGGAAGAUACGCACCUAUUUCACCAAAGCACUGACAGGUCCAGGAUUGCAACAGACACUGGACGUGUGUGUUUCCUCAACGCAGAAUCACCUUGACGCUCUGGACAAUCUGAACUUUGUGGAUGUUCUCAAAUUGCUGCGUUGCACUGUUGUCGACAUCUCCAACAGGCUCUUCCUGGAUGUUCCCAUUAAUGAGAAGGAGUUGCUAGUGAAGAUUCAUAAGUACUUUGAGACAUGGCAGAAUGUGCUGAUCAAACCCGACAUUUACUUCAAGUUAGACUGGAUUCACCAGAGGCUUCAAACAACUGCCCGAGAGCUGCAGGACGCCAUAGACGACUUGGUAGAGCUGAAGAGGAGAGACGUCAAGCAGGCAGAUAAACUGGACCACAUCAACUUCACAGCAGAACUCAUAUUUGCACAGGAUCAUGGUGAGUUGUCUGCAGAGGAUGUCAGGCAGUGCGUGUUGGAGAUGGUCAUAGCCGCACCGGACACUCUAUCCAUCAGCCUCUUCUUCAUGUUGCUGCUUCUCAAACAGUACCCAGAUGUGGAGCUGCAACUGCUUCAGGAGAUAGACACUGUUGUUGGCAAGAACCAGCUUCAGAACAGAGAUCUUCAGAAGCUGCAGACGCUGGAGUGCUUCAUCAACGAGUGCCUACGCUUCCACCCUGUGGUGGACUUCACCAUGCGUCGAGCCCUGUCUGAUGACGUUAUUGAAGACUACAAAGUGCCAAAGGGCACAAACAUCAUCCUCAACACAGGGCGCAUGCACCGCACUGAGUUUUUCCUCAAACCAAGUGAAUUCAGUCUGGAAAACUUUGAAAAAAAUGCCCCUCGUCGCUACUUUCAACCUUUUGGAUCAGGCCCUCGAUCUUGCGUUGGCAAGCACAUUGCCAUGGUGAUGAUGAAAUCCAUCCUGGUGACACUGCUCUCCCAGUACUCUGUGUGCUUCCACAUGGGCUUGACCCUGGACUGCCUCCCACAGACCAACAACCUCUCCCAGCAGCCUGUGGAGCAUCGACAGGAGGCUGAAAAUCUCAGCAUGAGACUGUUGCCCAGAAAGAGGGGUAGCUGGCAAACACUCUGAGAUGCUGCCCUGCUGAUUUUCUACAUUUAUACAUACUAUCUUUGUAUGUAUAAACUAUAGUAUAAACUAUACUAUUAUAUUAUAUACAUUAUAUAUGCAGUACACUACAUAACAUGCAGUAUAUAUACAGUAUUUUCUCUCUCUCUCUCUCUUUCUCUCUCUCUCUCUCUCUGUAUAUAUAUACAGAUAUGAGAUCUGUGCGUGUGUGUAAAUCAAUCUGUGCGUGUGUAACCAGAUUUACACACAGUAUAUAUAGUUUCUACACAACAGUUUAAAAGUUUGGGGUCACCCAGACAAUUUGUUGUAAAAUUAAUGGAAAAUAUAGUCUCAUUGAAAAGGUUAAAAAUAAUGAUUUGUAUUUGAAAUAAUAUUUUUUUUUAAUCCUCAAACUUUGCUCUCGUCAAAGAAUCCUCCAUUUGCAGUAAUUACAGCAUUGCAGACCUUUGGCAUCUGUAUGUUAAUUUGUUGAGGUAAUCUUGUAAUCUGGGUUUCUGAUGCAAUAAGUAGACACAUUGUACCAUUACUACACUGCAGUCACAGUUGCUGGAAAUGUGCUUCUAUACACCUAAGUAAAUAUUGCAGCAAAAAUCAGACAUUUGCAGCUAGAAUAGUCAUUUACCACAUUCAUAAACAGUGUAUUUCUGAAUCGUUCAUUGCAAAACAAGUGCCUUCCUGUCAAAAAUAAGGACAUAUCUAAGUGACCCGAAACUUUUGAAUGGUAGUGUAUAUCUUUAUUAUUAUAUUCUAUUACUGUACAAAGGUCUGUUUUAUAUUGUUGUUUUGUAUUACAUGUGUCUUUUGUAUUACAAAUGUCUAUGAGAACUAACUAAAAUAUAAAUUAUUGUAAU